UAGAGGGCAAAAAAAAAAAAAAAAAACAAAAAACAAAGAAAGAAAGGAUGGCAGCUCUUAUGGCAACCUUGAUCGUUUGUCUCACUCUCACCAUCUCCAUUGCCAUGGUCACUGCAGCGAGCUCAACGGUCCAAUUUGUGUUUGGGGACUCCUUAACGGAUGUCGGCAACAACAAUUUUCUCCAGUACUCCCUCGCAAAGUCGAACUACCCUUGGUAUGGAGUUGAUUACAUUAAUCGACAGCCUACUGGGAGGUUCACCAAUGGAAGAACGAUAGGAGACAUUAUAUCUGCUAAGCUUGGGAUUCCAUCACCACCACCAUACCUUUCAUUGUCGAUGAAUGAUGAUGCUAUCCUCCAAGGCAUCAACUUUGCAUCAGGAGGAGCUGGCAUUCUCAAUGAGACAGGAGUUUACUUUGUCCAGAAGCUUUCUUUUGACGAUCAAAUAACUUGUCUUGAGAAGACCAAGGCUGCAAUCACGCUUAAAAUUGGCGAAAAAGCUGCCGAGAAGCUAUGCAAUGAGGCAGUCUACUUCAUUGGCCUUGGUAGCAACGACUAUGUUAACAAUUUCAUGCAGCCCUUCUUGGUCGACGCUCAGUUGUACACACACAACGAAUUCUUAGAGCUCUUGACUCUCACCUUAAAUGGGCAGCUAAGGAGGCUUUACGGGCUCGGAGCAAGGAAGGUGGUGUUCCAUGGAUUGGGGCCAUUGGGUUGCAUCCCCUCCCAGAGAGUGAAGUCGGGGACUGGAGAAUGCCUCGAGGAAGCGAAUCAGUAUGCGCUGGAGUUCAAUUCACGUGUGAAGAAGCUGCUCGUUGCUCUCAAUGCUAAGCUGCCCGGUGCUCAGAUGGCUUUGGCCGAUUCCUAUGACAUCGUCUUAGAUCUCAUCAACAACCCAGAACGCUAUGGAUUCAAGAUUUCAAAGACAUCGUGCUGCAAUGUGGAUACCACCGUUGGCGGCCUAUGCCUGCCUAACUCGAGGCUUUGCAGCAAUCGCUCAGAGUACGUGUUUUGGGAUGCAUACCACCCCACUGAUGCUGCGAAUGCAGUGAUCGCUGGACUCCUCUUUGCUGAUCCUGACAUCCGGCAAGCUCCUUCCCCAGUAUCUGAACUUGCUCCUGCCCCCUCCCCUCUAUGAAGGGCUACCACAUCCUGAUUUCCUCCAUGUUGUUACAGAAUUUAGAUUUUAUAGGGGUUUGUUUAGACACAUCUUAAAUGAGGUCUUCAACUAUUACAAUGGCAAAAAAAAUACGCAAUACACGAGUGUUAAUGAAUACUCUGUUAAUACAUAUACUCUAUUCCUUCAAAAUGAAAAGACAGGAUUAAAUGCUUA
This is a messenger RNA of Elaeis guineensis (African oil palm), 1331 nucleotides long. RefSeq names its product GDSL esterase/lipase At5g37690. Lineage: Eukaryota; Viridiplantae; Streptophyta; Magnoliopsida; Arecales; Arecaceae. The record is from RefSeq and is a predicted model, not a curated record. Gene Ontology annotation, molecular function: hydrolase activity, acting on ester bonds.